AUGGGAAACCACAGAAAACCCAUGCCAGUACAGACGGUUUCAGACAUUAUUGUUAAUCAUCCAGCUGUUAAUCCUUAUACAGCCAUUCGUGCUGCUCUGGUUUCAAGAGUUUCGCAGUCUCGACAGGUUCGGUUGCAUCAACUGCUUGCUGGUGAGGAGCUCGGUGACAGACGUCCUUCGCAGGUCUUUCGACAUCUUAGACAAUACGAUCUUACAAUUUCAGAAGAUGUCGUUAAGACUGUGUGGUUGGACCAUCCUCGAGAGGUUGUUAGGGCGGCUGUCGUCACUCAGUUGAAUUUGCCAAUGGAGCAGCUAGGUCAAAUAGCUGAUAGCAUCCAUGAAGUCGUUGGUGGUGUUCGUUUGGCGGAGGUUUUGAAGCAAGCACCUGAAGCUCCUGUCCCACCAGCGUUGGCUAGUCGUAUUGAGGAGUUGUCGUAUCAGGUUGCUGCACUGUCGUCUCGUUUCGGUCAGCAGUUUGGCGGUCAGGGUUCUCGUUCUCGUUCCCGGUCUCGUUCGCGUAGUCGAGGUUCUGGAUCUGGUGGCAGCGACAAUAACAAUGGUCGUUUAUGUUGGUAUCACAACAGAUUUAGGGAGAAAGCAGCUAAGUUCUUUGAUCCCUGUUUUACGUCCCCACUUCUCGUCGGCAGUUAA
Molecule: messenger RNA, 651 nt
Organism: Diachasma alloeum
Lineage: Eukaryota; Metazoa; Arthropoda; Insecta; Hymenoptera; Braconidae
Exons: 2
Coding region: 1-651 (216 amino acids)
Source: RefSeq, a predicted model, not a curated record